AAGAGGAGAGCUAGAGCUCCGUCGUUGCCGGAGCUUACGAUUGAGGAUUCUGGGCUACGGAGGCUGAGGAGAGACGGGAUGUAUCUGAGGGUGAGGAUUAAUAUACCUAAAGCUGGCCUCACGCAGGCGGUGAUGGAGAAGAUUCAUGAUACUUGGAGGAAAGAGGAGCUUGUGAGGCUUAAGUUCCAUGAGGUGCUUGCUCGUGAUAUGAAGACCGGCUCAUGAGAUUGUUGAGCGUCGAACUGGUGGAAUGGUGAUAUGGAGAGCAGGAAGUGUAAUGGUGGUUUACCGUGGACGUGACUAUCAAGGACCUUCUGCAGUCUUUAACCAAAUGGCCAGACCUGAAGAACACUAUCAAGGACCUUCAGCAGGAAGUGUGCUGGUGUAUUCUUAUGUAACAGUAGAUGAAUUGAUGUGUUUCUUUAGUGUCAUUUCAUGAUAUCUUUAGAUAUGAAGAUAGGUUGGUUGAUGUUCUUGAAAACAUGGCGUUUUAAGGUGUAUUGGUUUGAGUUUUUGCAGCUGAUGAGAGAAGAUGAGGCAACCCUUGGUAAAAUAACUAAGCCUAGGCGUCCCAAGACUGUUGUUCUGUGUCCCACCAGAGAACUCUCUGAGCAGGAUGACCAUAACACUGGAGAUCAUGAGGCAUAUGCCUGAGCAUCCCAACGUUGUUACCUUGAGGGAGACUUAUGAGGAUGAGCAUGCUGUGCAUUUGGGUAUGGAGCUUUGUGAAGGUGUUGAGUUGUUUGAUAGGAAUGUGGCGAGAGGGCAUUACACUGAGAGAGCUGCUGCUGUUGUCACUAAGACCAUCAUGGCAGUUGUUCAGGGAUGAGCUGGGUCGCUUUGUUUCUAAUAAAGGCAAUGAAUCUGUUCUCAAGAACUUUUGGCAUCAUACAGAUGCUAUCAUCUGCUGCUCAAUGAAGGCCAUGCCAGUCUUCACAUUUGCAAACCAGGCGGGGCUAGACAUGCUUGAGACAACAUUGGUUUCUCUUCAAGAUAUCUCUUUAGAGAAGAUAUUUGAUGACAAUGGAAGGAAGACUCUCUGCUCUGAGUUCCCACAGAUCAUGCAACAGGUUUUUUAACAACGUUCUGGUAUGAUUCGUGUAUGU
Brassica napus (rape) is the source of this 1106-nucleotide messenger RNA. RefSeq names its product homeobox-leucine zipper protein ATHB-15-like. Gene Ontology annotation, molecular function: DNA-binding transcription factor activity. Lineage: Eukaryota; Viridiplantae; Streptophyta; Magnoliopsida; Brassicales; Brassicaceae. The transcript is spliced from 5 exons. The coding region runs from base 687 to 1079 and encodes 130 amino acids. The record is from RefSeq and is a predicted model, not a curated record.